This is a messenger RNA of Trematomus bernacchii (emerald rockcod), 3693 nucleotides long. It is a transcript of the gene cbarpb, whose product is annotated as CACN subunit beta associated regulatory protein b. Gene Ontology annotation, cellular component: secretory granule; plasma membrane. Gene Ontology annotation, molecular function: transmembrane transporter binding. Lineage: Eukaryota; Metazoa; Chordata; Actinopteri; Perciformes; Nototheniidae. The record is from RefSeq and is a predicted model, not a curated record. Gene Ontology annotation, biological process: negative regulation of voltage-gated calcium channel activity; negative regulation of calcium ion-dependent exocytosis.
GUUCAACUGAAUGACAGAGAUCCUCUUGCGUGAAGCCAGUCGGUGUGAGCUUGGUACGACAAGGACGUUCGUAACCUACCCAUAAGGCUUUGCGGUGUGCGCAAAGGAUGCAGGGUAGUGAAGUCUUUGAAAGGUCAGGCUGAGGUUAGUUAUUUUGGAUGAGUUUGUGAGUUUAGCAAUAGUAUGAAGCUACUCGAGUUUAGACGGCCAUUUAUGAUAUGGUUAGCAGCAUAUUAAAAACAACCAUGAAGCUUUGCCGUCCUGUUGCUCCGGGGCCAGUGGGCCAGCCCUGAGGGGGAUCACUGCUGCUCAGGCUCAGUCGUGCUGCUUGGGCUGAGGUGACUGAGGAUGCAGCAAGGGAGCUGAGGAAGAGACUCCUGACACACACAUCCAGAGCUGCUGCUGCGCACUGCCCUCCAUCAGGGGGGACUCUCUAGUUGGCCUGGACCAUGAGCAAUGAGUCUACCUUCUGGAACAUCCUACCAGAAAACUCCACAGAGAUCCCAUUUGAGGCUGAGGAGCAGCAGGAUGGCUACGUGCUCCUCCUGGUGAUCCUGUCCAUCCUCCUGGUAGGAACGUUGAUCUUCAUCUCUGUCCUCCUCAUCACCUGCCGCAGAGGAGGCCAAUUCUGUGCCAGGGCCAGCGAUGACCCUGAGAAAACCAACACCACCUACGUGGAGGAGUCUCAGCCCACCCAUGAAAUCAUCAUCAGGGUGGAUGAGUCCGAAUGCAUGUCAAUGGCCAGCUUUCACGACCAGGAGACCGAGCGCUUCCUCUACGGAACAAUGGGCCGUCGCGUCUCCUUCAAUGAGGCUGCGCUCUUCGAUCAUGGCAAGAAGGCCCAGGAGAAGGGCCGCAGGUACACUCUGACCGAGGGCGACUUCCACCACCUGAAGAACGCCCGGCUCACACACCUCCACAUCCCUCCCCCCGCCCUCAAGAUAGUCACCAUCCACGAGUGCGAUUCGGCCGAGAACAGCAUCACCAUGACGACUCGCCCUGUCGCUAAGUCGGCACUUUCCAUCUUCCAGCCGAUGCUGUGCCCCCUACCACAAACUGCGCUGAUCAGCCUGAGUGUCAAUCCCAGCUGUGCCCUCCCUGGAGAUGCUCUGAACUCUGUGGUGAACACCAGCUUCAGUGAGAACACUAUCGCUCUCGGCACCAAAGAGCCAAUAACCAGCUCUAUCGAGAUGAUGGGAGCGGGGCCCCGGGGCCGAGGCAGCAGUGUCAGUGUUGGAGAAGGGGCCUUGGUGAGGAGUGGGGGUUCCCCUUAUGCGGCAGGAAGCCAGGGGCCUGUGCUGCAGUUCUUCACUAGACUGCGGCGCCAUGCUAGUCUGGAGGGGGCAAGUCCCUACUUCAAGAUCAAGAAAUGGAAGCUGGACAGCAGCCAGAGGGCCUCGAGUCUGGACACCAGAGGCUCCCCGAAGAGGAGACAUUUCCAGCGUCAACGAGCCGCCAGUGAGAGCAUGGACCAGGAGGACAACGACGCGCACCACAUAGACCUCAUCCAGUACAUCGCCACACAGGACCUCCCCUACUGUCCCAGCAGCCACCCCACCACACCUCUCUCACCUCCUUCCACACCACCCCCUUCCCUCGGCAGGGUAGAGGUGGAGGUGAUGGUGGAGGCCAGCUGCAGCCAUGGCGGACCAGGGGUGAUUGGCCUAUCCCCUGAUCCCCAGGAUGAAGCACUGUCCCUAUCAAGAAGGGAAGGUGCAGACCCUCUGGACCCGCCAGAUCCCCAGGAUGAAGCGCUGUCCCAAUCAAGAAGGGAAGGUGCAGACCCUCUGGACCCGCCAGAUCCCCAGGAACCCCAGUCCCUUUACAAAGACAUCUGGAGCCUUCGUGCAACACUGGAAAAAUACGCCGCCUCCGACCACAGCAGCAACAACGACAGGAACUCCGUCUGCAGCGAUGUGGAGAGUGUGUGUUCUCUGGGGGGGCGCACAGAGAGAGGAGUCCCCAGCUACCCAUCCCAGGAGUUAGGGGAUGAGGCAGAGGGUGCAGAGGACAUUUCAAUGUUUAUUGAUGAGAGGUUGGAGGUGAAAGAGGGAAGAAAGAGGAAACAGGGAAGCACAGACUCGGAGCGAGGGAGCAGCGAUGGAGAAACAUCGACUCGUAAACUGCUGCAGAUGGACAGCGGCUACACGUCGAUAGAGGCUCCGUGUCGCGGUCCAGAAGACUUGCGACUGUUUGGGAGCGCCAGCAGCAGCCCGAAGGACAGAACAGCCCACGAGAAAAGGCACCACUUUACCAGCGCAGGGCGAAGUGGCACUAUCGGUGAGAGCUUUGAGUCUCACCACUUUGAGGAGGAACCGGAGGAUGAGAGCUUGUUGGGUGCCAGUGGCGGAGUUUCCAUAGAAACAGGUGCUAGUUCACUUAGCUGGUUACCGUACGGUCAGAUUCUCACACCUCGAGAGGCUGCAACGCCUUCGCCUCAACCGCUAAUGCUGAUGCGGCGAGACUACAGCAUAGAUGAGAAGACGGACGCCCUCUUCCACGAGUUCCUCCGUCACGACCCUCAGUUUGACCAGCAGGAGUCGCCGCAGAGGAAGCACCGCUCACGGAUUCACCUCCGCCAGCAGUGGCAGCGGCACAAGCAGUGGAGCGACCCGGGUGUUAGGUACUUCCAGACCUCUUUUGAAAGACAGAGAACCCCGCUACGGAGGGACAGUGUGAACUACCCUCUGGACACGAGCUACCACAGCACACUCCCCCGCAUCGUCAGCGCUCCUGACGAGGAGGCCAGCGACAGGACGGGCAGCACACCCGACACGCCAAAGGUUGAGCCUCCGACUGGGGAGCGGGGGAAAAACAGGGAGCAGGGUGUCACCGAAAUCACAUCCUCUUCUCCCCCUUGUGAUCUCUCCCUCUCGGAGCAAGAUGGAGGGCAGGUUGAGCACCACGACCCUCAGGAGGACAGCAGACAGUCCGGACUCCCUCCUGAUCCCCCGGACUCCCUCUGGCUCCUUCAGGCGCCCGACUCCCCAGGCCACGGCCCGCAGACCAUCACAGCAGAGCUCACGGACAAACUGACUGCUAACCUGGGCGAGAGGCUGUACAUGGGCCUGCGCAGGGCCAGGGACACAGCCGCUGAGUGUGUGACGGUGACGGCCACACACACUUCUCCGGACCACAGCCCAGUGUAGCAGGGCUCCAGCCGCCCUCCUCGUCACUCCUGCUGAAACAGCUUUUUCUUUCCGUUUGAUUUGUCCCGACUCAGUUUACAUGUCAUUGUCAGCUUGAAUGGUGUGAUCCAGACCCAUAAACACACAAUGGAAAUGUCUGUCUGUCUUCAUAUCUGCUGUCAUUAAAUGUUCAAUGUUGCCAUUUUACUAAGCUAACUUAUCAAAAAAAAUCUAUUAGUAAUAGUUGUGUUCAUUGAUUGUUUUCUGUCUCUACUGCUGCCUUCUUGUCUCUGCUCUCCAGUAUUAAUAAGUGAAGCUGAGGGCCAACAUGGCCUCUGUACUUGUUGAUCCACUGUGAAACCAGGUGCUAUUAGAUGAGUAGAAACCUAGAGAUCUGGACGCAACAGCUGGUCCCAUGAUCAUGCAUUGGUGGAAAAUAAGUAUGUGUAUCACUAUUCAUGAGCUAAAAAUGACUCCAUUGAUGAUUAAUCAAGUCUUGUGAGACCAACAGCUAGUUGAUCACACUAGCUGUUUAGAUGAGUCGUUCCGACCAGGUGGCGGUCUU